Oncorhynchus tshawytscha (Chinook salmon) is the source of this 486-nucleotide messenger RNA. RefSeq names its product T-box transcription factor TBX1-like. Gene Ontology annotation, cellular component: nucleus. The record is from RefSeq and is a predicted model, not a curated record. NCBI's taxonomy places the organism in Eukaryota, Metazoa, Chordata, Actinopteri, Salmoniformes, Salmonidae. Bases 1 to 486 code for a protein of 161 amino acids. The transcript is spliced from 5 exons. Gene Ontology annotation, molecular function: DNA-binding transcription factor activity, RNA polymerase II-specific; RNA polymerase II cis-regulatory region sequence-specific DNA binding. Gene Ontology annotation, biological process: regulation of transcription by RNA polymerase II; cell fate specification; positive regulation of DNA-templated transcription.
AUGCCGUCUAGACGUGUGCCCUCACGCUGCCCUGCUGUGCAGAGGCUUUUUGGGGUCACCUGUGCCAAAGCCCCCCUGGUCACGGGGGUCACAGUUCAGCUGGAGAUGAGGAUGAUGUUCUCUACAUUCCAGGUAAGUAUCUCAGGGAUGGACCCUGCAGCGGAGUAUGUGCAGCUCAUGGACUUCAUCCCUGUGGAUGACAAGAGCUCCAGAUAUGUAUUCCACAGCUCCUCGUGUCUGGUGGCAGGCAAGGCCGACGUGGCGCCCCCGGGGAGGAUGGACUUCCACCCAGACUUCCAGUGGAUGAAACAGAUGGUCUCCUUCGACACACUCAAACUGACCAACGACCUGCUGGAUGACAAUGGACAUGAGCGACAAGCGCACACACAUACUGGUGGUCAGCGCCAGGCCCAUGCCUCACUCUCUGCCCACCUGGCAGCCAUGAGUUUGGCAGUAUGUCAGGAGAGCAGUGAGCACAGAACCUAG